Funneliformis mosseae is the source of this 942-nucleotide messenger RNA. The record is from the annotation of a GenBank genome assembly. Lineage: Eukaryota; Fungi; Glomeromycota; Glomeromycetes; Glomerales; Glomeraceae.
AUGACAGGAUAUUGGGCAUUGAUAUCUGAUGGUAAAUUAGGAGCAGAAAGGACGAACAAAUCAACAAAUCGACUUUCUCUCACAAAAACAUUAUCCUUAACACUCAAACCCAUCACUUCAAAGAAUCACACCUCAACCUACACCAAAAAAUUGAAUAGUCAUGUAGCCAUUUCAUACCAAAUUAAUGAAAAGACAUAUUGUUACUCGCAUGAUGCAAAUAAGCAUACGUGGCACAUUCAAGAAUUAUUAGAAGGAGGUAAAUUCGGUAAAGAAACAUCACAUGGUACAUUAGAAAAUCCAUAUCACGUCUUAUUCACAUUCAAAAUUUACAAUAAAAAUUAUUUAUACGCCCAAAAUUCAAUUUCGCAUUAUUGGUACAUUCAAGAAUUAUUAGAAGGAGGGAAAUUAGGUAAAGAAACAUCACAUGGUACAUGGAAAACGACCUAUCAUGUAACAUUUCCAUUUCGUACUUCUGAUGGUAGAAUUUAUCAUUACGGUCAUAACGUUAAAACAAACGAUUGGUCGAUUCAUGAAUUAAUGCCCGGGGGUAAAAUAGGCAAAGAAACCGCAAAUGGUACAUGCGCUCAACCUCAUCACGUUGCCUUUGCUUUUAACAUAAAUGACAAAACCUAUUAUUAUGGUCAUAACGUUGUGCGUAGAUAUUGGUUUAUAAGGGAAUUAUUCGACGGUGGUAAGAUGGGACCCGAAACUGCUCACGGUUAUUUAAAGCAACCAUUUCACGUCGCUACAUCAUUUCAAGCAAAUGAUAAAUUAUAUUAUUACACUCAAAAUUUAGAUUCCAAAUUUUGGUACAUUCAAGAACUAUUGCCUGGUGGUCGGAUGGGCAAAAAAACAAUAAAUGGAACCUGGAGAAAUUAUUAUGACACUUUAUUUGUAUCGGAGAUUAAUGAAAAAUCGUUCAUAUUCGCAAAAUCUUUUUAA